Leptopilina heterotoma is the source of this 1832-nucleotide messenger RNA. RefSeq names its product elongator complex protein 3 (gene Elp3). Gene Ontology annotation, biological process: tRNA wobble base 5-methoxycarbonylmethyl-2-thiouridinylation. The transcript is spliced from 9 exons. The coding region runs from base 121 to 1767 and encodes 548 amino acids. Gene Ontology annotation, molecular function: iron-sulfur cluster binding; acyltransferase activity, transferring groups other than amino-acyl groups. Gene Ontology annotation, cellular component: nucleus; elongator holoenzyme complex; cytoplasm. The record is from RefSeq and is a predicted model, not a curated record. NCBI's taxonomy places the organism in Eukaryota, Metazoa, Arthropoda, Insecta, Hymenoptera, Figitidae.
UUGUCCAAUUGUAAUCAGCUAUAUUCACUCGAGUAGACUACAGAAGUCGUCAAAUAAACAGUAAACGUGUUUAUUAUUGUUUAUUUAUCAUUUUAUUCGACUAGCUUUUAAGUUACCAUUAUGGUGAAAAAACCAAAAGACUUUGCCGAGAGCAAGGCAGAACGUCAUAUGAUGACAAUUGGAGAAAUAAUUCAUGAAUUAUUACUUGCACACGAGCAACAACGAGAUGUGGAUUUAAAUAAAUUAAAAGCUCGAAUAUCAUCGAAAUAUGGAUUAGACUCAUCGCCAAGACUUGUUGAAAUUAUAGCUGCUGUUCCUGCGGAUUAUAAAAAGAUUCUUUUGCCAAAAUUAAAAGCAAAACCAGUGCGAACUGCCAGUGGUAUAGCAGUUGUCGCUGUAAUGUGUAAACCACACAGAUGUCCUCACAUAAACAUGACGGGAAAUAUUUGCGUUUAUUGUCCUGGUGGUCCGGAUUCUGACUUUGAAUAUUCGACACAAUCCUAUACUGGAUAUGAGCCAACGUCAAUGCGAGCAAUUCGAGCUCGAUAUAAUCCUUUCUUACAAACUAGACAUCGAGUUGAACAGUUAAAACAAUUGGGACACAGUGUUGAUAAAGUUGAGUUUAUCGUAAUGGGUGGAACUUUCAUGUCCUUGCCAGAAGAUUACAGGGAUUACUUCAUUAGAAAUUUACACGAUGCUCUCUCAGGACACGUGAGCAGUAAUGUCGCCGAGGCUGUUAAAUAUUCAGAACGCAGUCGAACAAAAUGCAUUGGAAUAACAAUUGAAACACGACCCGAUUAUUGUCUCAAAAAACAUUUGUCAGACAUGUUGAAUUAUGGUUGCACCCGCUUGGAAAUUGGAGUGCAAUCAGUUUAUGAAGACGUAGCUCGUGAUUCAAAUCGUGGUCACACUGUGCGAGCUGUUUGUGAAAGUUUUCAUUUGUCUAAAGACGCUGGAUUUAAAGUGAUUGCACACAUGAUGCCAGAUUUACCGAAUGUCGAUAUCGAAAGAGAUAUUGAACAAUUUGUCGAAUUUUUCGCAAAUCCCGCUUUUCGAGCCGAUGGUCUAAAGAUUUAUCCGACUUUAGUGAUACGUGGUACGGGUUUGUAUGAAUUAUGGAAAACGGGAAGAUACAAAAGUUAUCCUCCAGGUGUUCUCGUUGAUUUAAUCGCUCGAAUUCUCGCAUUAAUUCCACCCUGGACUCGUGUUUAUCGUGUUCAACGCGAUAUACCAAUGCCUUUAGUCAGCUCUGGCGUCGAGCAUGGAAAUCUGAGAGAAUUGGCACUCGCGAGAAUGAAGGAUUUUGGAACCGAUUGCCGUGAUGUUCGCACAAGGGAAGUUGGAAUUCAGGAAAUACACAAUAAAGUUCAACCCCAUGAGGUUGAAUUAAUUAGAAGAGAUUAUGUCGCAAACAAUGGUUGGGAGACAUUUCUCUCUUAUGAGGAUCCGACAAAGGAUAUUUUAGUUGGUUUAUUGAGACUUCGAAAAUGUUCGAAUGAAACAUUUAGACCGGAAUUGAAGGAAAAAUGUUCAAUAGUAAGGGAAUUACACGUGUACGGAAGUGUCGUACCAGUAAAUGCUCGUGAUCCAACAAAAUUCCAACAUCAAGGAUUUGGAAUGCUUUUAAUGGAAGAAGCGGAGAGAAUUGCAAGAGUUGAGCACAGAUCUAAUAAAAUUGCCGUUAUAUCCGGUGUGGGAACGAGGAAUUAUUACCGGAAACUAGGCUAUGAAUUAGAUGGACCCUAUAUGUCGAAAUCGUUAGUUUAAUAUAAUUUUUGAAAAGAAUGUAAAUAAACUUUUUUCAAUUAAUAAAAAUAACAUUAUUAUUUUAA